This is a messenger RNA of Tupaia belangeri chinensis (Chinese tree shrew), 3436 nucleotides long. It is a transcript of the gene POC1A, whose product is annotated as POC1 centriolar protein A. Gene Ontology annotation, cellular component: ciliary basal body; centriole. NCBI's taxonomy places the organism in Eukaryota, Metazoa, Chordata, Mammalia, Scandentia, Tupaiidae. Gene Ontology annotation, biological process: cilium assembly. Bases 222 to 1331 code for a protein of 369 amino acids. Gene Ontology annotation, molecular function: protein binding. The record is from RefSeq and is a predicted model, not a curated record. The transcript is spliced from 11 exons.
AUGCAGAGAGAAGACGGUGUUUGCAGAUUUCAAGGGGAGGCUGUUAUGGGUGGACCAGAACUUACCUCUGCCCGCUGGACCUAGAGGUGGACUCUGUCUUAGCCUUGUUCUUCCGGGAGGCUCAGGAGGACCCCUCGCUGGAGAGGCAUUUUAAGGGCCACCGAGAUGCAGUUACCUGCGUGGACUUCAAUCUCAACACGAAGCAGUUGGCCAGUGGCUCCAUGGACUCCUGCCUCAUGGUCUGGCACAUGAAGCCUCAGUCACGUGCCUACCGCUUCACCGGCCACAAGGAUGCUGUCACCUGCGUGAACUUCUCCCCCUCGGGACACCUGCUGGCCUCAGGCUCCCGUGACAAGACUAUCCGCCUCUGGGUACCCAAUGUUAAAGGUGAGUCAACUGUGUUUCGUGCACACACGGCCACAGUGAGGAGUGUCCACUUCUGCAGUGACGGCCAGUCCCUCGUGACGGCCUCUGAUGACAAGACAAUCAAGGUGUGGUCGACCCAUCGCCAGAGGUUCCUGUUCUCCCUGAGCCAGCACAUCAACUGGGUCCGCUGUGCCAGGUUCUCCCCCGACGGGCGGCUCAUCGUGUCAGCCAGUGACGACAAGACUGUCAAGCUGUGGGACAAGGCCAGCCGGGAGUGUGUCCACUCGUACUGCGAGCACGGCGGCUUCGUCACCUCUGUGGACUUCCACCCUAGCGGUACGUGCAUCGCGGCCGCCGGUAUGGACAACACGGUGAAGGUGUGGGAUGUGCGGACGCACCGGCUGCUGCAGCAUUAUCAGCUGCACAGUGCUGCUGUGAACGCCCUCUCCUUCCACCCAUCGGGGAACUACCUGAUCACGGCCUCCAGCGACUCGACCCUGAAGAUCCUGGACCUGAUGGAAGGCCGGCUGCUGUACACACUCCAUGGGCACCAGGGACCAGUCACCACUGUUGCCUUUUCAAGGACAGGGGAGUAUUUCGCUUCCGGAGGCUCUGAUGAACAAGUGAUGGUCUGGAAGAGUAACUUCGAUGUGGUUGACUACGGAGAAGUCAUAAAAGCCCAGAGGCCCCCGCCCACGCUGCCCAGCUCUGCCAGGAAUCUGCCAGAAGCAGAUUUCCCCGUCCCAGCAAGCAGAGGCAGGAGCCUGGAGUCGAUGCAAGCCCAGCCCCAGGAGCCCGUCAGCGUGCCCCAGACGCUCACCAGCACACUGGAACACAUCGUGGGCCAGCUGGACGUCCUCACCCAGACGGUCUCCAUCCUGGAGCAGCGGCUGACGCUGACGGAAGACAAGCUGAAGCAGUGUCUGGAGAACCAGCAGCUAAUCAUGCAGGGAACGACACCGUGAUCGGGGGAGCACGAAUCAGGAACACGUUCGAUUGGGGGGAGCAGGCCAGGGAUUUGUACCGUGGGACUUGGGUUAAAAAUAAAAGGGUUUUGACUCUGCGGGGUCCCAUCCUGUGCCAAGCCCCCAGGAUUGCUGCCCGCACCAGGAGGCUCUCCACAGAAAGGACACGCGAGACCAGACUGCCAGGAGCGCGUUAGUUUAAUGUCAAGGAGCCGUGCGAAAGUGUUUGCCACCUCUCUUGGGGAGGCGACCGGACACCUUGCCGUUCACUCAUUUCAGCCACGUGAUUGGCUUUCCCCACCCCUGCUAUGGCCUAGAAACAGACCAUUCACCGGUCGGAGGAGCCGGGGCUUUCUCCAAACCUGACAAAAGGCCCAAAGGGGGUCCAUCGGAUCAAGUUUGUCCAGAAAACCAGCCCCCUGGGGUGGGUGGCGGCUUCACAUGGCGUUGGUUUCUGGGCCCACACGUUCACUGGGGCCUGGUGUCUUCCUCCCUGCAGCCGUGAGGGCCAAGGGAGCUGAAAAUUAAAACUGCCUGAGCUUGUUGCAGGAUUGGCUUGUUCUGGAUGAGACCUAGUCCGUCCACCAUCUCCAGGGCUCAUUCAGGGAGAAUGAAACAGUGACUUGGGAGAGCCCCUGCCCAAACCACCUGAGGCCCGGGAUCCCCUUGUUGGCGGCAGUUCAGGGUCUUGGGGGAGCAGGGGCAGCCAGAGCACCUGCAUACCACGCACCUCUCUCUGGCUGCACCCCCCGCAGGUGUUGGGAGCGCCCGAAGCCGGGGUACCUGCACUUCUAUUUGCUCAUGAGGGUUUCCUAGGUUCGUCCCUCGGCAGUGCUGGGACCAAGCCAGUGUUUGCUUGGCUUUGGCAUCUUGGGGCCCCACCACCUGGGGAGGUCUGAUCCCAAUCACACCUGCCAUGUCCGGAGUCUGGGGGGUGGUGUUAGGUCGUCCUGAGAGCUGUGCGUGCCGGGUGGGUACCACGGGUAGGGGUUCCCAGUUUCUACAGACUCCAGCGGGGAGCAGAGCCCAGAUUCCUGGGCGCUCACUGACAAGGGACAGCCUGUGUGGAGUGACCAGCAAAGGGGGACCUGCCUUUCUUCAGCCUGCACUGUGUGGGCAGGGCCAGGCCUCAGGUUCUGCCUGUUGUCACUGCAUCAUCUUGACGUUGUGACCUAACCUCUCUGAGCCCAGAUUCUGGUUCUUCCUGUGCAUGAUGGUCGUGCCAUCCCAGGGAAGACCAUUGCUCCCCUCCCACACCGGUCCCACCAGGACGGCUGGGCCUGCUGUCACUGACCCACUUCCUGUGGGCUGGAGGCGGGAAGAGCUGCUGGCUCAGGCCAUCCUGCAGGCCUUCAGGGACCGCUGGUUCUUCCCUGUGGCCCUGCUCUGCGUGGGAGAGUCUGGCAUGCCUGCUGCCCUGCACUGACAGGUGAGGCUCUCAUCACCUCAGGAGGGGUAAGCUCCCCACCCCUGGAGGCUUUAAGGAGUCUGGGCAGCCAUGGGUCAGCUGGCUCAGAGGGGCCGCAGCCUGUGAGGCCAGCUCAUUGUCCCCUCCUGUGCAGCCCUCCUGCCACAGAUCGGCCCUGGCCUGCCUGGGGUGGCAUCCGACCUGGAUUGGACCUGCCGGGUACUGGGCUCUGCCGAUGUGAGCAGACAGCCCAGGCAGGGUCAUCUCCAAACACAGAUGAUGGCCCCUGGUCAGGGGCAACAGGACGUGAGCAGGACCUUCAAGAUGUUGUGGCAGCUCCUGCUCACAGGCCUGUUCAGGGCUGCCCCUGUCCCCAUGUCCACUUGGCACCAGGGUCCCAUUUGGGACUCUCCAGAAGGCCACCUUUGUUGGCAUAGAAGCGUGGCCUUGACGGGAAGGGCCUGGGGUGCUGUGUGCUGUUUGUCUCUGGUGGCAUCCUGCAGGCGGAAGCUCCACCAGUUACAGAUGUGAACGACAGGAGGGGCACCCACUGCCCACACCCCUGCGCUCUAUAGGAUGAUGGGGUAUUCGUGCUGGGCCCAGCUGGAUGUUUCUCAGAGGCAGGCCAGAGCCGAGGCCGAGCUUAGGAGGCCUACGCUCACACAGCCCUCAGUGGAGCCACCAGCCACCAGCCAGC